Castor canadensis (American beaver) is the source of this 6024-nucleotide messenger RNA. The record is from RefSeq and is a predicted model, not a curated record. Lineage: Eukaryota; Metazoa; Chordata; Mammalia; Rodentia; Castoridae.
AUGAGCGCAGACCCAAAGCUGCAGCUGCGCAGUGCUGCCUGCAAGCCGGUCGCCAUGGCAACGAGCUUUCCCUCAUCCUACUGUGAACAGAAAAUGGUUGUUGGAAGGAAGAGCUCAACAUUGCAGUUUGGAACAAAAAAUCAUAAGUCUUCUCAAGGGUCAGAAACAUUUAAGGAAGAGGUCACCCAGAUCUUCCAGGGGACCCUGUACUUACUGAUAGGAAUUUCUCUGCAAGUGGAUAUUGUUCCUAGCCAAGGGGAAAUCAGCGUUGGAGAGUCCAAAUUCUUCUUGUGCCAAGUGGCAGGAGAUGCCAAAGACAAGGACAUCUCCUGGUUCUCUCCCAACGGAGAAAAGCUCAGCCCAAACCAGCAGCGGAUCUCAGUGGUGUGGAAUGACGACUCUUCUUCCACCCUCACCAUCUACAAUGCCAACAUCGAUGAUGCAGGGAUCUACAAGUGUGUGGUCACUGGAGAAGAUGGCAGCGAGUCUGAGGCUACUGUCAACGUGAAGAUCUUCCAGAAGCUCAUGUUCAAGAAUGCACCAACCCCACAGGAGUUCAGGGAGGGAGAAGACGCCGUGAUUGUGUGUGAUGUGGUCAGCUCUCUCCCCCCAACUAUCAUCUGGAAACACAAAGGCCGAGAUGUCAUCCUGAAAAAAGAUGUCCGGUUCAUAGUCCUGUCCAACAACUACCUGCAGAUCCAGGGCAUCAAGAAAACAGAUGAGGGCACUUAUCGCUGUGAGGGCAGAAUCCUGGCAAGGGGGGAGAUCAACUUCAAGGACAUUCAGGUCAUUGUGAAUGUGCCACCCACUGUCCAGGCCAGGCAGAGCAUUGUGAAUGCCACCGCCAACCUGGGCCAGUCAGUCACCCUGGUGUGUGAUGCUGAAGGCUUCCCAGAGCCCACCAUGAGCUGGACAAAAGACGGGGAGCCAAUAGGAAAUGAGGAAGGUGAUGAGAAGUACAUCUUCAGUGACGACAGCUCUGAGCUGAUUAUCAGGAAAGUGGAUAAAAAUGACGAGGCUGAGUACGUCUGCAUUGCUGAGAACAAGGCUGGCGAACAGGAUGCAUCCAUCCACCUCAAAGUCUUUGCAAAACCCAAAAUCACCUAUGUAGAGAAUCAGACCGCCAUGGAACUGGAAGAACAAGUCACUCUCACCUGUGAAGCCUCAGGAGACCCCAUUCCCUCCAUUACCUGGAGAACUUCCACCCGAAACAUCAGCAGUGAAGAAAAGGCUUCGUGGACUCGACCAGAGAAGCAAGAGACGCUGGAUGGGCACAUGGUAGUGCGCAGCCAUGCCCGGGUGUCUUCCCUGACUCUGAAGAGCAUUCAGUACACAGACGCCGGCGAGUACAUCUGCACUGCCAGAAACACCAUUGGCCAGGAUUCCCAGUCCAUGUACCUUGAAGUGCAAUAUGCCCCCAAGCUACAGGGCCCUGUGGCUGUGUACACGUGGGAGGGGAACCAAGUGAACAUCACCUGCGAGGUAUUUGCCUACCCCAGUGCUACAAUCUCCUGGUUUCGAGACGGUCAGUUGCUGCCGAGCUCCAACUACAGCAAUAUCAAGAUCUACAACACCCCCUCUGCCAGCUACCUGGAGGUGACCCCAGACUCUGAAAAUGACUUUGGAAACUACAACUGUACUGCAGUCAACCGCAUUGGACAGGAGUCCUUGGAAUUCAUCCUUGUUCAAGCAGACACCCCAUCUUCACCAUCCAUUGACGGAGUGGAACCAUACUCCAGCACAGCACAGGUGCAGUUUAAUGAGCCAGAGGCCACAGGUGGAGUGCCUGUCCUUAAAUACAAGGCUGAGUGGAGAGCACUGGGUGAAGAAGUGUGGCAUUUCAAGUGGUAUGAUGCCAAAGAAGCCAACAUGGAGGGUGUCGUCACCAUCAUGGGCCUGAAGCCUGAGACAUCAUACGCUGUACGACUGGCAGCCCUCAACGGCAAGGGGCUGGGCGAGAUCAGCGCAGCCUCCGAGUUCAAGACACAGCCAGUCCGGGAACCCAGUGCACCAAAGCUGGAAGGGCAGAUGGGAGAGGAUGGGAACUCCAUUAAGGUGAACCUGAUCAAGCAAGAUGACGGCGGCUCCCCCAUCAGACACUACCUGGUCAAGUACCGAGCGAAGCUGUCCUCUGAGUGGAAACCAGAGAUCAGACUCCCAUCUAGCAGUGACCACGUCAUGCUCAAGUCCUUGGACUGGAAUGCCGAGUAUGAGGUCUAUGUGGUGGCUGAGAACCAGCAAGGAAAAUCCAAGGCAGCUCGUUUUGUGUUCAGGACCUCGGCCCAGCCCACGGCGAUUCCAGCCAAUGGCAGCCCCACUUCAGGCCUAAGCACUGGGGCCAUCGUAGGCAUCCUCAUUGUCAUCUUUGUCCUGCUCCUCGUGGUUGUGGACAUUACCUGCUACUUCCUGAACAAGUGUGGCCUGCUGAUGUGCAUCGCCGUCAACCUGUGUGGAAAAGCUGGGCCUGGAGCUAAGGGCAAGGAUAUGGAGGAGGGCAAGGCUGCUUUCUCGAAAGACGAGUCCAAGGAACCCAUCGUGGAAGUUCGAACUGAAGAGGAGCGAACCCCAAACCAUGACGGAGGAAAACACACAGAGCCCAAUGAGACCACGCCACUGACAGAGCCCGAGCUGCCUGCUGACACCACAGCCACUGUUGAGGACAUGCUGCCUUCUGUCACCACCGUCACCACUAACUCUGACACUAUCACCGAAACCUUUGCCACUGCUCAGAACAGCCCCACCAGUGAGACCACCACCCUGACCUCCAGUAUUGCCCAGCCGGCCACAGCCGCACUGGACUCAAAUUCUGUGCCCACUGGCCAGAUCACCCCUUCCAAGGGGCCCGGCAUUGCUGCCUCCUCCCCGUCCCCAGCCUCAGCCCCCAAGGUCGCCCCUCUUGUUGACCUGAGUGACACCCCAACCUCAGCCCCUGCCGCUAGCAAUUUGUCCUCUAGUGUCCUGGCCAAUCAAGGAGCUGUCCUUAGCCCAAGCACCCCUGGCAGUGUCGGGGAGGUCUCCAAGGCCCCUCCAACCAGCAAGCCAGCCCCUGCUCCGGCCCCUGCGCCAGCCCCUGCCCCAGCGGGGGCAGCCAGUCCCCUAGCAGCAGUGGCUGCCCCUGCCACAGAAGCCCCUCAGGCCAUGCAGGAGACCCCCAGCACCAAAGGUCCGGACCCGGAGCCUACCCAGCCCGGCGCUGCGAAGAACCCACCCGAGGCAGCCACAGCCUCUACUAGCCCGAAGAGCGAGGCUGCCUCCGUCAGCGCCACAAACCCUUCCCAGGGCGAGGACUUUAAAAUGGACGAAGGGAACUUCAAGACCCCAGAUAUUGACCUUGCAAAGGAUGUUUUUGCAGCCCUGGGCUCUCCUGCUCCCGCCGCUGGGGCCAGUGGACAAGCCCCUGAGCUUGAACCUUCCACUGCAGACACCUCUGUGCCACCAGCACCAGCAAAGACCGAGAAAGGCCCUGUAGAAGCAAAGUCGGAGUGCCAGGAGUCAGAAGCAAAGCCAGCGCCAGCUGAAGUCAAGACGGUCCCCAAUGAUGCCACACAAACAAAGGAGAAUGACAGCAAAGCCUGAUGAGAGCCAAGCAAAGAUGAAAAUAGUGACACAGCAGCUUCACCAGACCAUCUCCAAUACACACACACACACACACACACACACACACACACACACACACACGAUCUCAUUCCUCUAGUGUCUUUUGCCUUUAAAAAAAACUAAACAGAUAAACAUAGGACCUCCUUUUUGUAGGUUUAUAGAAAGGGCUCCUUUGUUGCGCAUUCACUUGUAAGAAAAUGAGACAAAAAGGUUAAAUCCACAGCCAAACUAGGACACUCCGUUCCCUGAAACCAUUUAAAAGUCAAACAAAAGGACCCCAAAUUAAAAAUCUAGGAAGCUCAGAAAAAGAAUUUAAAAAAAGAUCUAGGUUCAGGAAAACCACACUUGGUGUUACCCAAUUGGCACAGACCAGUUUCAGAGAAAUACUUCCAGGCACUAAGACUAACCGAAUGAACAAAGUCCACACUUUAUUUUUAUACUUUCAGUCAAGUUGGAACUCUGUAAAACCUCAUAAAUAAGUUAUAAUUUCUGUUCACUUUGUAUUUGUUCAGUACGCAAAGUGUGUCACCCUUUCUAGCUGAAUUCAGUUCCCACAUAGACUCUUGUUUUGUAGGAAGAAUGCAAAAUUGCAGCUUCUGGGGGUAGAUGUCAAUUUGCAGUAUUCAGAUUUCUUUUGCUUCCUUUUUCUUUCCUUGCUUUUUUCCUUUUUCUUAUUCUUCUUUUCUGCCAACUUUGUUUUCCAGUGUUUACAAGUUGACAAAUGUUUGACUUCAGUUGUGUUUAAAUGUCCAUGUAAAAUACUGCCUUUUUUUUUUUUUUCUAAGCAACAAAUACCGCCUAGAGGCAGGUAGGAACAUCACAGGCUUGCUUUAGCUUGGGGCACUGUUACAAAAGGUGAUUAUUUCUGAUGGCUCUUUCCCCUGCUCUGAUUUGAAGUUUUUGCCUGUGUCUAAUUCAGGUGAAAAAUCUGUCUCAUUAUAGAAUAGUUUUGCCUUUUGGUUUUCAGUUCCUUUGGUGUUUCUUUGGGGGUUAGACCACUUUUUGAUAAGCUGCCACCUGCCUGUGUCUGUGACAAAGGAACUGCCUCCCAGGUGUCCAAUGCCCUUCCUUCUGAAGGACUCCUUAGGCUUUGUUGAAUGAAGCAGAGAAGAUUGUAUAGUUGGGGCUGGUCUUGGUGAACACACAUUUUUACCCCAAACAUCCCCUUUUUGUAGAAAGCCAAAUAAUAUAUAUACAGACCAUUUCCUUUUGAGCCCAGAAUCUAGAUUUGAGUGGAAGAGCAUGUGUGCUUCAGGGAAUUAGUGUCUUUUUUUGGAAAUCUAUUGAAGUAAAGUAACACCAGUCUUCUGUUCACUUAGGCAGCAUUUGUAAAAAACAAAGAAAAACAAAUUUACUGUCUGGAGUCAUAACACAACUUUCCUGGAUUUGAAACCAAGUGGGGGGAGAAAAUACAGAAACUUUAAGGGGGAUGGGAGGGGGGAGAAGGGAAAAGCCAGCCCUUUGUAUAGAAAUUUUGCUUUUGUUUCUCAUUCUACUUUAGAACUGCAAGCUUGUGCACUGUGGAUGCGUGAAUAUUUUAGUGUGAAACGUGUUUUUGUCAUAGUAUUGAAAUAAAGCUUCAACAUAGUUUGGUUGUGGAAGGUAUAGCAGAUAGUUCAGAAAAAUAUUCAGGAAGCAAAAAUAAAUCUUAAAAGGAAUCGAAGCCUUUAAACAAAGAAAAUGAAAAACAGAUGAUGAAGAGGACAGUUAGGUCAAUAGCAAUUCUGUCCUCUGGCGCGUGUUCCUUUCCUAAGGUGCAAAGCAGCAAGAGGUUAGGGUGGCAAGACGGCCUCUGUAUCCACUCCGUGGGCCGCACUCCUCAAUGUUCUGACACGUCUGCAGUCUGGUCAAUGGCAAUGCUAGAUUAUAAUUUCAAACUGUGAAAAAUAAUGGUCUUGUCAUUUGCUAAAUGUGGGGUUAUUUUGCAUUUUAUCAGCUCCUGGGGAUGGAAAUGGAGGAUUCCAGAAUACACAGCCCUGGCCCCUGUGACUCUAGGGCCUGCACAGAUCUAUAGUUCAAAUGCACAGGCCCUCAGGAAGGAAGGUGAAGACAGCUCCUAGAGCACCCAGCAGAAUGGAAGAGUUGGGCACCUGAGGUAGGGAAGGCCCGGUGGUGAGGGACAGACCAAUAGGAUCAGGUCCUCAUAUUGUGAUGUCAGUGGCUUGACCUGCCAGGCCAAGGCCAGGCUGUGGCUCCUGGAAACUGCGUUUCACUCUACUGGUUGUGCUUAGGCAAAGUGAUUUUGGUUCCGAUGAUUAGGAAGAAACGGACGUAUUGCCAGCCCUCAGAUAACCUGGCCCAGGGCAGCUGACCCCUUAGAACCCUGGUCCCACCAUUAGCUGCAACCCAAGUCUGCCCACACUUAGGUCUGCCUUUUCAUGUUACACAUAUGUUCGUCUCAGCAUGCAUGAGCUUUCUUUUUUUCUU